AUGGCAAAACCUGUAUUGUCUGAUCGACUCGUGAGAUGGUACCUCCAGUUUCAACAAUUUGAAAUUAUUUAUGUACCUGCGAAGGCUGUCAAAGGACAAAUAUUGGUAGACUUUUUAGCCGAUCAUCCCAUACCUGCCGAGUGGGAGUUGACUGAUGAACUCCCCGAUGAAAAAGUGUUUAUAGUCGAAUCCCCGUGGUCGAUGUAUUUCGAUGGAGCCGCGCACCGUGACGGAGCUGGUGCAGGAGUUAUCUUUUAUACUCCUGAAUCAGAUAUAUUGCCAUACUCUUUCACUUUAACACGUCGGUGUUCAAACAAUGUGGCCGAAUAUCAGGCAUUGAUUCUCGGUCUGGAAACGGCCGUAGACAUGAAGCAGUUGCAUCUUAGGGUCUAUGGUGAUUCCAAAUUAGUGGUCAUACCUCCAAUGUUUGAUGAAGAAGAUGGUGGUGAGGAAGAAAAUAUUUAUCAUAUUUUUGUCCAUGAGAUCGAAAAUGAGGAUUGGCGUCACCUCAUCAUUGAUUACCUUAAUCAUGGAAAGUUAUCAGAAGAUCCUAAGAAAAGGAUUGAUAUACGUCGUCGAGCGCCACGUUUCAUUACUACAAAGGGACGCUUUACCGAAAAUCAUUCGAUGGGGUAUUUCUGCGAUAUCUUGGAGAAGAUGAAGCUAUGCAAGCAAUGGAGGAGGCUCACUCUGCGGUAUGUGGUGCUCAACAAUCUGGCCCAAAAUUACACUUUCGCAUUAAGAGAAUGGGAUACUACUGGCCAACGAUGGUAA
Molecule: messenger RNA, 774 nt
Organism: Coffea arabica (coffee)
Lineage: Eukaryota; Viridiplantae; Streptophyta; Magnoliopsida; Gentianales; Rubiaceae
Molecular function (GO): RNA-DNA hybrid ribonuclease activity; nucleic acid binding
Source: RefSeq, a predicted model, not a curated record